AUGGAACGGUGGACAUUAACGUUACAUGCAAUAAUAUCACCGCAAAGGCGAGAUUUUAUGUUACAAGAUACAAAGCAUGAUCACGCUUUCAUCCUUGGACUGGGAUUCUGCAAGAAAUUCAAGUUGGUGACAAUAUCUCCAGUUUGUGUACAACAACACACUAUUUCUGUGGAACCCAACAAGGUAGAGGCUGUACAUAUUACUAGUGAGUCAGAUGUUAACUACAACGAGCUGAGGAAAAAAUGGAAGGAACAUAUUCCGCUAGGGAAGAAAACAGACAACCCAUUAGAAGACCUGAAGAAAAUCUUCCCCGAGACAUUUGAUAGACAAGUUGGUAUGUUUGAAGGAGAGGCCCACCUGAAACUAUCAUCUGAGGCACGACCUGUUCAGCUACCACCUCGUGCUAUACCCCAGAGUGUUAUGCCUGACCUCAAGAAAGAGUGAGACAAAAUGGAGCAAGAAGGGGUUAUCCGACCCUGCCCAGAAACAACAGAUUGGGUCCACAAUCUUGUGGUCGUCGUCAAGAAAAAUGGAACUCUCCGUUUAUGUCUAGACACACGAAGUCUCAACAAAUACCUGAUUCGCAAUGUACAUUACACUGCCUCUUGGGAAGACGCCCAGCAUAGUUUUAAUAAUGGUCAAUACUUUUCGACACUUGACGCCAAGAGUUGGUACUGGACCAAGCAGCUUGAUAAACAAAGUCAGCUCCUCACUGCGUUUAAUACCCCAUUCAAGAAAUACUGCUUCUUACGUCUUCCAUUUGGACUAUCAGCAUCCUCAGAAAUAUUCUGCGAGCAAAUGGAUCGCGUCCUGUGUGGUAUUCUUGGCACAUUUCCAUGCGCUGACGAUGUUAAAGUACAAGGAUCAACGGAAGAGCGCCAUGACAUCCACCUUUUAGAAACCGUCGAGAAAGCAUGUCAAGCAGGAUUAAAGUUCAACCCAGAAAAGUGUGUGAUCAAAAAAGAAGAGAUCGAGUACUUCGGACGUGUCAUCUCUCCACAAGGCCCACGUGGCACCAUGCCCCAAGAAAGUCAAGAACAUUCUGUCACUCGUAGCUCCAACGGACAAGCAAGAGCUACAAAGUCUGCUGGGAACUGGGAACUUUAUGGCUACAUUUAUUCCUAA
Messenger RNA from Paramuricea clavata, 1125 nucleotides. The record is from the annotation of a GenBank genome assembly. Lineage: Eukaryota; Metazoa; Cnidaria; Anthozoa; Malacalcyonacea; Plexauridae.